Messenger RNA from Solea senegalensis (Senegalese sole), 728 nucleotides. RefSeq names its product ubiquitin-conjugating enzyme E2C (gene ube2c). Lineage: Eukaryota; Metazoa; Chordata; Actinopteri; Pleuronectiformes; Soleidae. The record is from RefSeq and is a predicted model, not a curated record. The coding region runs from base 114 to 641 and encodes 175 amino acids. The transcript has 7 exons.
CAGGCGCUGAUUGGCUGCAGCAGAGAAGCGGCCUCCGUUUAAACAAGGGGGCGGGAGUUUUCAGAGCGCGACACCAGAGACACCAGAGACAGCAAAGACAGCAAAGACACACGAUGGCUUCCUCUCAGAACAUGGAUCCAGCAGCAGCAACUUCGUCGUCUUCGGUCUCUCUGAAAGGAAAUGAGACAAAUGGCAGUGCAGCCAGAGGCUCAGUGUCCAAACGUCUGCAGCAGGAGCUCAUGACUCUGAUGAUGUCAGGUGAUAAAGGGAUCUCAGCAUUUCCAGAAUCAGAUAAUCUUUUUAAAUGGAUUGGAACCAUUGAUGGACCUCAGGGGACAGUGUACGAUGGCUUGAGGUUCCGCCUCUCUCUGGAUUUUCCUGCUGGUUAUCCAUAUCAGGCUCCUCGUGUAAAGUUUGUGACUCCGUGUUUUCAUCCUAACGUGGACGAGCAGGGCUUCAUCUGCCUGGACAUCCUGAAGGACAAGUGGUCGGCUCUGUACGACGUCCGCUCCAUCCUGCUGUCAGUGCAGAGCCUGCUGGGAGAACCCAACAACGAGAGUCCACUGAACACGAAUGCAGCAGAACUGUGGGACGAUCAACAAGCUUUUAAGGCUCAUCUACACUCGACCUUCCAGAAGUGAAUCUUCUUCUUCUCCUUCUUCUUCUCCUUUUCUUCUUUGUCGUCUGUUUGUAAAAUAUUUUUAUGUUCAAUAAAGUUCUUAAUUCAA